Tupaia belangeri chinensis (Chinese tree shrew) is the source of this 2193-nucleotide messenger RNA. It is a transcript of the gene BLOC1S5, whose product is annotated as biogenesis of lysosomal organelles complex 1 subunit 5. Gene Ontology annotation, cellular component: BLOC-1 complex; transport vesicle. Bases 292 to 873 code for a protein of 193 amino acids. The record is from RefSeq and is a predicted model, not a curated record. Lineage: Eukaryota; Metazoa; Chordata; Mammalia; Scandentia; Tupaiidae. The transcript has 5 exons.
GCGGCUGGGCUAUCGUCCCUGGUUGAUCCCGACGCAACCCCACCUCUCAGUCGGCCCAGGCGGCGCUUAGGCCGACCCCAGCCCCGGACCGGUGCGCGCGUUUGUGCGGGUGGGGCGUCGUGGUCGGUCCAUCAGACUUCCUUCCCGGGGACAGUCAGCCCACCCAAGUCCUCGCGCACCCUGGCUUCCAUCUGCCGCAGCCCUGAGCCCCACGGCAGGUCCACCUCCUGCCUCCUCCCAAGCCCCGGACCCCCGGGCGCAGAGCUGGGAUGGCCUCCCGACCGACCCGAAAUGCAGACGGCGCCGAGCCCGGGGGUCGGGAAGCGUUCGCCCCUCCAGCCAGUCGCUUGGGCGUCGUGGGACUUUCAGUCCAGUUAUUCGCUGCACUCACUGGACUCUGCGCCCCUGGGUCAGGCGAGGAAUCUUGGAGAAAUUCAUUCAAGGCUUUUGGAUCACAGACCAAUUAUUCAGGGUGAAACUCGUUAUUUUGUAAAAGAAUUUGAAGAAAAACGUGGUCUUCGAGAAAUGCGAGUUCUUGAAAAUUUGAAGAAUAUGAUCUGUGAAACAAAUGAACAUACUCUUCCCAAAUGUAAAGAAACGAUGCGAGACAACUUAAACCAAGUCCUCCUGAGAUUGCAAGCAGCUAAUGACUCAGUCUGUAGACUCCAGCAGAGGGAGCAGGAACGAAAAAAGAUUCAUAAUGACCAUUUAAUAGCUAGUGAGAAGCAGCAAAUACUCCAGUGGGAGGCUUUUAUGAAGGAACAGCCCCACAAACGAGCUGAGGUGGACGAAGAGCACAGAAAAGCCAUGGAGAGGCUCAGAGAGCAGUAUGCCGAGAUGGAGAAGGACCUGGCGAAGUUGUCAACCUUCUAAGAAGUCGAGCCCCAGCAGUGACAAACGAAUGAGGAGUCCUCGACUUCCCCCACACCCUCACCCUCCUGUACUCCCACCAAGCCAUCAGCCUCUGCUCCAAGCUUAGCAAUAUCUUCAGUGGCACUCUUGUACCAGAAGGAAACUGCUGCUGGAGUCCUGAUGAAAGGUUUAACGGAAGAAGAGUGCUACAUCUUUCCAGUUUUAAGUGCCUACAAAAGGUUAUGUGAACGGGGAGAAAUCAGGGAAAUCGGAUACAUUUCCUCUUAGUUAACUAGAUUUGGUCCUCUUUCCCACUGAUUAGCUCAGAGAACUGUAAGUAUAGACCUCUUGGAAAGAUCAUUGCAUUUAUUCUUAUUCAGGGUUGAUAUUAGUUUGUUCUUGUGUAUAACAGCUGGCUGCCGUAGCCUCCCUGGCUGUUGGGAGACCAUAGAAAGUGUUAUUCCAGAGCAGUGUAGACAGACAGUGGCUGUCCUUGGGGCAGAGAGCACAGUUAAGGGAGGUGAGAAUGAAAACAUCUUCUCUAGGCCGGGUUCGUCCUUGAAUUGCCUAGGGGGAAGGCUGCAGGUUUGGCAGUAAGGCAACGCGCUCUGUGCUUCCCUGGAUGACAGGACACACGAGUUAUUUUGGUGGCCUUCCAGCAUGAACUACUUUCAGUUUUUAAAACAUACUUACCAAAAAAUACAUUUUGACCUUAGCUUUUAGAGGAACCAUAAUCUUACCCAUAGUAUUUACCUCAUUCUUGUGUCUGUUUCACUGUGGGUAAGCGUGAUAAGUAACGUCUAUACAUGUUUCCACCGUCUGAGUAAUCAGCAAAACCUGCCAAGGAGUCCCUCUGUAACCAUCUCAAGAUCCUGGCUCUGAGUGAGCUGGAAGUGUGCUCCCACCAGGCAGAUGACCCACGUCAGAUGUAAAGCCUUUUCAGUAUUAGCGUCUGUUCUCGUGAGCAGGUGUAUUAUGGUGAAAUGCACCAAUCCUGUCAUCACUGUGAGCUUUAACAUUCCGUUCUUAGCAAGCUAGUCGAAGACCUAAGUUUAUUUUUUUUUUGAAUUUGCCAUAAGCCAACUAAAGUAAAUGCAAUAAUUUCAAGGGGUUUAUGGCAAGCAAAUUUAAGGCAUGGAUAAAUCUUUCCAAAUUUUUAAUUGCUCUUCAGUAAAAAUAAGGCACAAAAAAAAAAGAAAACAGCCAACUCUCUUGUAUUAUCUCAGUAUUGCAACUGCAGAACAUUGACAAUGCUCCCUUGUGUAAAUUUAUGGCUUACUGUCAAAGCUUCAUUCUUGGCUGCAUGUUGAAAAUGUGAUUAAAGUUAAUAGAGAGAUGAAA